AGGCGCGACGAUAGUAGGUCACCGCCGAGCUAUAAGCACCAUACACUUGUAAUUACCCGUCUUAACGUGCUCAUAAUAUAACUGUUGUUGUCCCACGAUUAGUAUUCAAGUGCUAACUUGAUCGAAGAUAUUGUGGACGAAAAAGUGGUAGCGGCGGACGGUGAAAUGAACAUUUUCGUGUAAAAAAUGCUCAAGUAUCACCGACGUUCCCACAGGCACAAGUCUCCGGUGCAGUGUUUAAGAUGGAGAUCAUCGGGAGAUUCGGACGCAGCGAGCACGUCCGCCGUUGAGACGACGUUGGAACGUCUGCGAGGAACACGCAGCGCGCUUGAGGAACUCUGGUCCGACAGGGAGCGGCGUAUCGAGCUCACACUUCAGCUGCGACAUUUCGAAAGGGAUGCGCUUGAGGUGUCGUCAAGGCUUGAGUUGUGGGGCGAUGAGUUGCAACGUACGGAGCCUCCUCGUGACCCUCAGCAGGCAGAGCAAGCCUUAGCGGCGCACAACGAGAGCGUGGGUAGAAUGCAACAUGCUACAUAUCAGGUAGUGCAGCAAGGGCAGGAGCUCGCGGCCGCCAUAGCGGAGGCGUCAGACGUGAUGGCGUCCAGCUCGGACAGCUCGGAGGGUGCGCCGCUCGACGCUCAGGCUCGCGUGCAGCUGCUGCUUGAGUUCCUGCACGACAGGCAGCUUGAUCUGGAAGAGCUGGCUGAAGAGCGCCGCGCUAGGUUCGAGCAGUGCGUGCAGCUGGGUCAAUUUCAAAAAGACGCAGCGCAAGUUGUCAGUUGGAUCCGCAACGGCGAAGCGAUGCUGGCCGCGUCUUUCUCCAUCCCGGGCACACUAUCCGACGCUGAACAGCUGAAACGAGAGCAUGACCAGUUUCAAGUGGCCGUCGAGAAGACACACGCGAGUGCCGUGCAAGUCAAGUACAGGGCCGAUGCUUUGCGGGCGGCUAACCACUACGAUCCGCAUACUAUAAGGGAGAUAUCUGAGGAGGUGACAGAACGGUGGCAGCGGCUGGUGACGUGCGCCGAAGAGCGGCACAAGUUGGUGACGGCGUCGCUGAAUUUCUACAAGACGGCUGAGCAGGUGUGCUCGGUGUUGGACUCUUUGGAGCGCGAGUACCGGCGGGACGAAGACUGGUGCGGCUCGGGGCUCUCCAUAUCCACCCCUAACGACGACACGCAGACCACGGUUACUCUCAAUCUGGAUAAGGCCGCGCAGGUGGCCGCACUGAUAGUUAAGCACGGCGAGCAGAAGGAGGCGUUUCUGAAAGCGUGCACGCUCGCGCGGCGCACUGCGGAGACGUUUUUGAAGUACGCGGCGCGCUCGGCGCAGGUGCACGGACAGACCGCGGCGGCGAGCAAGGCGCACCACGAACAGACGCGGGCCAUUCUGGACACGCUUCUAGCGCAGGAGAACAAGGUAUUGGAACACUGGACAGUCCGCAAGAAGCGGUUGGAACAAUGUCAGCAGUUCGCGCUAUUCGAGCGCUCCGCUCGGGCUGCCGUGGAAUGGAUUCGGGAGACGCAGGAGCGAUGUGGUGCAGCAGCGGCUGCGGCGGCCGCGGGCGUCGCCAGGGAGAGCAGAGAGAGGGUUCGGCUUUUGGCUCAACUUGCGGAUGGACUGGUUGAGAAGGGACACCCUCAUGCUGUGCAGAUCAAAGAGUGGGUUGCGGCUGUUGACGCUAGAUAUGCGGAGUUUAGCGGUACUAUGGAGGCAAGUGAAGUGGAAGGUGAAAGUGACUCAGGCGUUGCGCCGUCCAUUGCGUCGACUCACUCCGAGAACGAAGUGCGGGUGGAGACACAACCGCCCGCUGUCGGUGACGAGAAGAGACGCAGCGCGAGGCGGAAAGAAUUCAUAAUGGCUGAGCUCCUGCAAACGGAGCGCGCUUAUGUCAAAGAUCUAGAGACUUGCAUCACGGGGUACUUGAGGGAAAUGCGAACGGACCCGGCUGCCGUACCGCAAGCUUUGCAGGGAAAAGAGGAGCUGAUAUUUGGCAACAUAGAAGAGAUUCAUAGAUUCCACGAACGCAUCUUCCUGCGGGAGCUGGACAAGUACGAGGCGUGGCCGGAGGACGUCGGGCAUUGCUUCGUGACUUGGGCGAGACAGUUCGACAUGUACGUGUCCUACUGCCGCAACAAGCCCGAUAGCAAUGCGGCCGUUGUUACGCACGCGGGCGACUACUUUGAGAGGGUACAGCGAAAGAAGAAGCUAGAACACCCACUCGCUGCGUAUCUAAUCAAGCCAGUCCAGAGGAUCACCAAAUAUCAACUACUAUUAAAAGACCUACAGGCAUGCUGUGCCGAGGGACAAGGAGAAAUUAAGGACGGAUUGGAAGUUAUGUUGUCGGUGCCAAAGAAGGCGAACGACGCGAUGCACCUCUCCAAUCUUGAGGGCUGUGACGUUCCCACCGAUAGUCUCGGCGAAGUCGUCCUCCAAGACUCUUUCCAAGUGUGGGAUCUUCGACAGAUCAUCAAAAAAUGCCGCGAGCGAAGAGUUUUCCUCUUCGACCUUCAUCUACUUCUGGCCAAAGAGGUCAAGGAUACACACGGCAAAGCUAAAUACAUAUACAAAACGAAGUUCAUGACCUCGGAGCUGGGAGUAACGGAACAUAUAGAGGGAGACGAAUGCAAGUUCUCCGUGUGGACUGGCCAGGAGCCCAUGGCGAGCGACUGUCGCAUCAUGCUGAGGGCACCCUCACUCGAAGUCAAGCAGACGUGGGUGCGGCGGCUUCGGGAAGUUAUUCAGGAAACUUACUUCCGUGCACCAGCUCUUCAGCAAUCGCCGCGCAGCCCUGCCCGGGUUCGACCCACUAGCUCGCAGCGAUUCAGCCGCGAACUGGAUGACACCGACACAGAUAAUCUGGACCGCAACUCGCUCGCUUCCUUCGGCAGCGGCAACACUACGGACUCCGACAAAGGUGGAGUUGAGUUGAGUUGGGUGGUGUCGGAGCACCAGUCCGGUGGCGCUGGGGAGCUGUCCGUCAGCAAAGGUCUGCAGGUGGAGGUGAUAGAGGCGUGGCAGGCCCGCCCGGACUGGUGGCUGGUGCGGGUUCCCGGAGAGCCGCCGCAAGAGGGCGCCGUGCCCGCCCACGUGCUCAAGCCACAGCCGCAGCACAAGACAUCGCCCUCUCGACAACCGCCUGCUCUAGCGGACGACGCACUAGAGGCGUCGUCGUCGGAUCCUGGUGCGACCGUCACUGUGUCCAGUCCUGGACCCGGGAAACACCGCAAGGGGAUCAUUCCAAGGCGAUGGAUACCACGUCCAAGCAAGUCGCAAGGAAAGGCUGAGAAGACUCCGGCAGUGGCGAAAUCACUCGCUGACAAACCCACCCUGAAGAAGGUACCGUCUGAAAAGAAACUUAAGUUGCCUCUGUCCGAUAACGGACGAAGCGAGGAACCAGGCGAGGCCAGUGGCGGUGCGGCGGCGGCGCUGGAUGAAGUUGAAGACGACUUGGCUGACGUGGAGCUGCCACCACCGAUGAAGCCCCUACAGAACCCUCAGGCUGUACUUCAGCAGGCGCCAACUCCUGCCGCGGCCUCUUCCACGCCGACUACUCGCAACUCGUUGGCUUUGGAUGCGAUGGAAUCGAACGGAGGUCCCGCGGAUAUCGCCGAAAUUGAACAAAUUGUCAAGGAGAAAAUGGAGCAGCAUGGUGGAGGUGCCAGUACAUCCGGUAAGACGGAGGGCGCGGACGAGGAGAGCUCGGCAACGCCGGGCGCGGAGACCUACGAGGCGUCUCUGAAGAAGAGAGAGUACGUGCUGCGGGAGCUGCUGGAGACAGAAGAGGUGUACGUGGCGGACUUGCGGCUCGUCUGCGAAGGCUACAUGAAGCACUUGAUGGACCCGAAUGCAGAGCCGCCGCUACCAGAGAGCUUACGUGAUAGACGUCUGAGAAUGAUAUUCGGAAACAUUGAGGCAAUCUACGAAUGGCACCGCGAUAAAUUUGUUCGCGAGCUGGAGGCUUGCAUCGAGUCUCCCGAGUGCCUCGGGCCGCUAUUCCGUCGCUUUCUGGAGAAGAAAAUGUUCUUGUACGAGGCGUAUUGCCGGAACAAGCCCCUCUCUGAGUACAUCGUCUCCGAGCACGACCACUACUUCCAAGAACUCAGGAACAAACUUGGACAUAAGCUGCAGCUUGGUGAUCUUUUGAUCAAGCCAAUACAGCGCAUACAAAAAUAUCACCUCCUCGUGAAGAAAAUCUUGAGCUACUCUGAGGCAGCGAAUGCGCCACCCAAUGUCAUCGACUCGCUGCGCGACGCCGUUCAAUGCACCUCCAUCAUACCAAAGAACGCUAACGAUAUGAUGGACGUCGGUCGUCUACAGGGAUUUAAGGGCAACAUAGCGGCCCAGGGCAAGUUGCUGUUCCAGGAGCCCUUGCAUGUGUCUGAGAGCAUCACCGACAAAGGCAAGGAGCUGCACGUGUUCCUGUUCCAGCAGUGCGUGAUCUUCACCGAGGCAGUCGGCAAACGCACUCAGUUCACCAGCCCCACCUAUCACUACAAGACACAUGUGCAGGUGAACAAAAUGAGACUGGAGGAAGUGGAGGGCACCAACAUGUUCAUAAUCCACUCGUUGGUGGAAUACAAACACCAGCAGCCUUCGUACGUGUGCCGCGCCCCGGAAGCAAGGCGCCAGCACUGGAUCAGUACGCUGUCCACAAUUCUGCAGUCUCAACUCAGCUUCGGUGAUCGCCUGGAGAACCCCAGCGCGUUUCUGAACAGGGAGACAGGACGUGAUACCGCCGCAGAUGGUUGGCAUGGUCUGCGGAAAACUGAAAGUGUACCUCCAUCUGUGGGCGAGCGCAUGGCGCCAGAAAUACGUGCGCGUACGCAGAGGGCGCACGCUAAAGCGAACACUAUCAAUUUACCGACGAGCGCACGAGACGACCACAAAAAAGCCAACACCGCUGUGAGUCCAACGUCACCGCCGCAUACUAACGGCUUGUCCAAACGCGCAUGGGGCUUGAAGCUCAGACGCGGCGGUAGUGGCGGCGGGAACGGCGAGCCGAGCGAGGGUGUCGUGACGGAGCUGCGAGCCCCGGAGCUGCUGGAGCCCGCCGGCGACGUGUCGGUCGGGCCCGGCGGCAGCGCCGUGCUGUCGUGCCGCGCCAACGCGACCCGCGCCACCGCCUCGUGGCGCAAGACUGCUCCGGAGACGCGCGUCCUGCGCCACGGAGGACGCUUCGCCAUCAGUCUGGCCGCCGACGGCUUGGCCACCUUGACGAUCCACGCGUGCCGGCCCACGGAUGCGGGCGUGUACUGCUGCCUCGUCAGCAACGAGCUGGGCGGCGUGCAGAGCUCGGCCCGGCUGACGGUGGGGGCGGGGGGCGUGCCCGGCGCCGCGGCCGUGCGCGCGCACCCCGGCGGCGGCCUGCUGGUGCAGUGGGACGAGCAGGAGGCCGCGCAUCUGGAGUACUGCCGCGUGGGCGAGGGCGAGUGGCGCCGGGCCACGGAGACCCCGGCCGCCGCCAGCACGCUCGCGCUGGAGGAGCUCCCCGCCGGCCAGUACAGCUUCCGGCUAGUGUGCGCCCGGAGCGGCGCGGCGGGCGCGGCCUCCGCCCCGGCCACGUGCGGUGGCGGCGGCGCCUGGCAGAGAGAGCAGUUCUCGCGGCGGUACAGCGUCGAGGAAGAGAUAGGACGAGGAAGAACGGCUAGAGUGUUGGCUGCCCGAGACACGGGCACCGGCCAGCGGGUCGCGCUCAAACAGGUGCUGGGUGGUCGAGGCGCGGACGCAAUGCGUGAGUACCGCAUCCUGUCACGCGGCGCUCAUAACGCGGUGGUGCGUGCGCUGGCGUUGUUCGGCGAAGUGCCGCGAGCGGGCGCUCACACGCUGGUGCUCGAACUGAUCGGGGGCGGGCCUCUGCUGGAGUGGGUGGCGAGCGCGCCACAUGCGCACACGCAACGCGCCGUUGCAACGCACAUGCGGCAGCUGCUCUCUGCGCUCGAUUGGCUGCACUCCAACAACGUGGCACAUCUCGAUGUCAGACCCGAGAACAUCCUCGUGGAAGUGAGCGGGUCGCAACCGCAGCUGAAGCUCGUGGACCUGGGGUCGGCGGUGGAGAUGACGGCAACGACGGAGGAGCGCAGCGGGUCGACGGUGCUGCCGCCCGCACCUGCGCAGCUGGAGUUCGCGCCGCCCGAGUGCGUGCUGGGCCGUCCGCCGUCCGCAGCCUGGGACGCCUGGGCCGCCGGCGUCUUCCUCUACGUCUUCCUCACUGGGCUAUCACCGUUCCUCGACGAGUCGAUAGAAGAGACGACGGCGAACAUAAUAAAGUGCGACUACUGCUUCCCGCCGGAGCACUGGUCGGAGAUCGACGAGCGAGCCCAGAACAUAAUCAAAGCAUUCCUCGACUCGACACCUUCCCGGCGACUCACUCCCAAACAGGCCCUCGCCGAUCAGUGGUUUGAAGAGGCGCCCAACACUGAAUUAUCAGCGAACCAGCUAAAGACGUUCUUGGACCGGCGUCGGCCGUCCGGCCACGGCAAUGCCCUUCACUCGCUGAGAUCUCCCAACGACACCUGACGUGCGGCGGCCGCGCCCUCCCAGACGACCUUCGUCUCUGAUUGACUCCGACGCACGUACGCGCUUGGGCACCACUGCGUCGCGCUCGCACAUUUAGUUCUGCGGCUUCAUACACUUCAAUUAUGGCAUAGUACGGGCUGAGCCUAGCGAAUUGUAUAUUUUCACACCCUAAAAUAUGACAAUUGUAUAGCUUUCAUUACAUUUUAAAAUGUGAAUUUGAACGCAUUGAAAUAUAUAUUAUAAUUUCAUAAUAUUGACCGAUGAAUUCAAAUUUUCUUUUGGAAAUGUUUUUGCAAAGAGAUCGAUUAUAUUUUAUAAUACAUCUCAUAUAAUACAUGUAAUACUUUCGUUGUAUCAUCACACUUAUUCACAAACUUGACAUUAUAAAUGUUUCCAAGUUUUCAAAUAAUAAUAGUAUGUUAGAUUGAUUGUGUAAAGUAAAUAAUAGGUACAUGUUUUGAUUUAUAACAUUUAAUUUCUACAAAUGAAUCCGCAUUGGAGUUUGAUAUACACUGAAGCCUAGCUUCUCCGGAUAUAAUCGCACACUGCCCAUUCAAGUUUGUUGGACGUAUUAUUUUCUAAUUUCUUAUAUCAACAAAGCAUUACCUUUCAUCACUGUUUAGUUUUAUUUCGUUUCAUUAAUGUUGUAUUUAAUUUACUUUGCAUAUCUUUAAUAUAUAUCGGUCAUAAUAUAAUAUAUCAACAAUAAAAUAUUUUACAUCAUAUUGUAACACAAUAAACUAGUAGUUGUGAUUUUAGUUAGCAUGUGGUUUAAUGUGUGACGGUCGUGUCCGUACGCACGUAAUAAGCUAAGAUAUUAAACGAUAGUUUCGUUUGUAAGCUGUAUAUGAUUAUAGUCAUUGUGCCCACCUUUAGGAUUUGGAAUCAACCAAAAUAUUACAAACUCUCCGUUUGGUAUGAAUAGCACGACGCUGUUGUUGUGACGACUAUGAACUUUUGACUGAAACUACUAAGAAUAAUUAUAGUUUUGAUGGCCAACACACUUCUUAGUUAUUGCUUUUUAAUAUAAUUUUAAAAUGCUCUACACAAUUAAUUUAGUGGCCGGUUUUAUAAAGAAAGUGACUGUGAUUUUUGCUUAUUAUAAUAUUUCAUGCUUAUUCCUAAUUUAAGAUUACUCUUUUAAUACAUACAUUGUAUAUAGCAUUAAGUAUUAGCGGAUAUAUUAUUAUAAAACUUUAUCAUAUUUGUGACCAAAUUCGCGAAAUUUAUGUAUAAGUGAAAAGUUACGUGAAAUAAUCAUCAAGUAUUAGUAAUGGAAUAUUAGUGUUAAUCUUCAUUAUAAUCAUUGUAUACUCCAUGCAUGACGAACCAGCUGUGGUCGAUAUUGUGUACUACAUAUAUAUCUAUAUACAUAUCUAUUUAUAUACAUCCACCUAUUUUCUCGCAUCCCCCUACUCAGUCCAGCCAGCACUCGAAUUUCUUAUAUUAAGCCUGUAAUUAUGUUUCUUUUUGCCUCGCAAUUUUACUAUAAAAUGAUGUAGAUCUCAAAAUCAAAGAUCUUAAGUAAGUCCCAUUAAUAUUGAAAUAUUUAUGUAACAGCUCUUGCGAAGAUAUAUAUAUAUAUUAUCUAUAGAGCGGUUGUUGUCCUCCCAAACCGAGUAAAAAAAUAUGAUUAAAUCAAACGCUUAACAAUUAUUUUCAAUAACUAUUGCGAUAAACUUAAUUUAACUUCAAAUCUUUAAAGUUAUAUCCAUUUAAUUUUCAUACACACAUAAUACACAUUAUCGACUCAAGGUUCAAUUAAAGUUGAAUUCGUAAAUGUAAAGUUUUAUAUUUGACUCGCAAAGUAUCAUACAAGAAAUGUUUUGAAUGAAAUCUUAAUAAAAUUUAUGAUAAUAAACAGGUAGUACUUACGAGCUUAACUCACUCUAUUUUAAAAUAAAGGAAUUGUUUAAAUGUACCGGUAUUAUAUACGUGAAGUUUAAUGUUUAACAUCCGGACCAUCGCUUGAAUUGGUUGAAUUUAUCCUAUGAAUCGGAAUGCACCGAUUUGAAGGCACGUGAGCCCAUUUUACUCUCAGAGGGACGAACCCCUAUAAGUACGUUAUUCGUAUUAAAAAAUAAAAACAAGUUGGCUUUAAUUUGUAACUAUAUGGGACGUCCUUUUUUAUUUUAGUUCGCCAGUUAAAAAAUCAGAUUGUCAGGUACUUUGCUAAUAGUAUAAUAUAAAUAAUGAAAUAAGUUCACUUUUAACAUUCAGGCUGGGAAUUGAUUUUUACUGAUGUAGCAAGCGUAAUAUAAACCAUGGUGUAUAAUAAACCAUAUAUAAUUUUGUG
Messenger RNA from Leptidea sinapis, 8815 nucleotides. It is a transcript of the gene trio, whose product is annotated as triple functional domain protein. Lineage: Eukaryota; Metazoa; Arthropoda; Insecta; Lepidoptera; Pieridae. Gene Ontology annotation, biological process: protein phosphorylation; axon guidance. Gene Ontology annotation, cellular component: cytoplasm. The transcript is spliced from 34 exons. Gene Ontology annotation, molecular function: ATP binding; guanyl-nucleotide exchange factor activity; protein binding. Bases 187 to 6519 code for a protein of 2110 amino acids. The record is from RefSeq and is a predicted model, not a curated record.